This is a messenger RNA of Culex pipiens pallens (northern house mosquito), 6017 nucleotides long. Its product is annotated as kin of IRRE-like protein 3. NCBI's taxonomy places the organism in Eukaryota, Metazoa, Arthropoda, Insecta, Diptera, Culicidae. The coding region runs from base 1193 to 2179 and encodes 328 amino acids. The transcript is spliced from 9 exons. The record is from RefSeq and is a predicted model, not a curated record. Gene Ontology annotation, cellular component: neuron projection membrane. Gene Ontology annotation, biological process: synapse organization.
GCUUGUUGUGGUUCGCGUUCAGGGGGUGUUUCGCUUCCGGGACGGUACGGCCCUCGUGGUCGUCUGUGGAGUUACGGGAACGUUUCUGUGAAGGGAUUCUGGGAGAUUUGCUUGUAAUCAGUAGUUACGUGUUGGAGGGUGAUAAUUGCUUUCUUGGUACACGUGAAUACGGUGCCAGAGCCGGAGGUGUUGAAGUGUAUUUGACAGGCCGUUUCCUUUUGAGGGGGGCUUGUGAAGAAUCUCUAACAGAUUGAGUUUGUGGGGAAGAUUCGAAAGAAGUUCAGUAGCAAAAAAGUAAGAGAGGAGAUUUCUCGAGUGUUGCGUGUGAGAGUGAAGAGUAGCCAGAAAAACAACUCAAGGAAAGGAUUUUCCUCGGAAUUGGAGGAAACCCUUGAAUACAACAGAUCCCGAAUGCUCGUAUAAGCCGGACUAAGGGGAUUGAAUACGUAAAAAAAGUACUGAAGACCAGGCCGUCAGGUUUGUUACCGUGGUAGGAUUUAUGUGGACCGGGAUUCCGCCAAGAGUAUCCCUUUCUCAUCCUUCGGAAUGUGUCAAAGUGUAAGCCAGAGCUCGUAAAGAGUAGUACGAUUGGCCUCCCACCCCCUUACGGUGUAUGAUUGUGGUGCAGAGGAUGCAGCGAUAAAAACGGGCCGAAUCCUUCGCGUAAAGUGCUCGAACGAGGGUGAAUCCUCGCGCUCAUAACCAGAACGAAUCCUUGGAAAAAGGGAAAAGUGUGUAAUCAUCGUUCGUGCUGGGAAACCCCCUCCAUUAUAACGAGGGAAAGAGAGAAUGCGGGCAAAUUUGGUGUAAAAUACAGAGUGUUUCUGUGUGCCAACAUAAUAAGAUAGUCAUUUUUAAACCAGAUAACAGUUACCAAACUGUGAGUGUACGUGUACGUAAGUGCGACUUUUCCACUAACGAGAAAAGCCAAUCAGGAUUAAAAGGAUCAACCGAGAAGACAAACACUGGCUGCCGCGCGCCACUGAGAAAGAAUCAGUGCAAAAUGAUACGUAAACCAAUUAGGGAUUCAACCGGGCGGAUGGAUUAAAAGGGUGGAAAGGAUCACCGGCAGAGGUAGCAGCAGCAGCAGAAGUGUUUCAACGUCCGGUCCUGGUAUCUCCUUCGCGUGGAAUGGAAGGAUUUCUCUUGUAAUUUUGUAACAGAACAUGGAUCUCUGGCACACCUAGAAACUAUGAGGCACAUAGUGGUUGUGAUGAUUUUCUUAAACGUUAACAAUGGCAUCUCCUCGCCCUCGCAAACGGUGGACAUUGACGAGCCCCACACGUACACCCCACCGAAGCACUACUUCCAGACGUCGUCCUUUGACGAGGCCGAUCUGGACGGGCCAGAGGGCGACGGCAUCGCGCGGAAUCCGCUCGACCGGGGCCCGUACUUUGACAUUUCGGCCUCCCGGAACGUGACCGCGCUCGUCGGCAACACGGCGUACCUCAACUGCCGGGUGCGGAAUCUGGGGAACCGGACGGUAUCGUGGAUCCGCCACCGGGACCUGCAUCUGCUGACGGUGGGCAAGGCCACCUACACGUCCGACCAGAGGUACCAGAGCGUCCACAAUCCGGCGCUGGACGAUUGGUCCCUGAAGGUGCUGUACCCACAGCCACGGGACUCUGGCGUGUACGAGUGUCAGAUAUCUACGACGCCCCCGGUGGGAUACUCCAUGACACUAUCCGUAGUCGAACCCAUCACGACGAUAGUGGGCGGUCCGGAUCUGUACAUCGACACCGGGUCGACGGUGAACCUGACCUGCAUCGUGCGUCAUCUGCCGGAACCGCCGCCGCUCAUCCUGUGGACACACAACAGCGAGGAAAUCAACUACGAUUCGCCACGUGGCGGCGUGUCGGUGAUAACGGAGAAGGGUGACAUCACGACGUCCUAUCUGCUGAUCCAGCGGGCGAAAACCUCCGACUCGGGCAAGUAUACGUGCUCACCCUCGACGGCCAAUCCGAUCACGGUGAACGUGCACGUGCUCAACGACUCUCCGGGUACCACUGAAGAUUUACUUCAAACUCUCCGGAUGAAGGGCGAACAUCCGGCGGCGAUCCAGAGCGGCCACUCGCUGCGAAGUAAUCUCAUCCUGGCCGGGUUCUGCACGGGCCUGCUGCUCCUGCUGUCCAUCUACAGGGUCAGCGGUGGUGGCGACCGGUCCUCGACUGUCAGAUAAAACUGACCAUAAAUCAGCCUCCCCCCGAAAGAGAGAGAGCGAAAAAAGGAACUCUUCGUGAAUGAUUCAACGAGAACCUUAAGUGUGUGUGUGCGUGAAUUAAAAUGUGAGUGUGUGUGCGAGAUUGUCACUGCACCAGAUAGUAUAUACACUUAGUGAAAGAUAGUUGACCCUAGCGUAUAAAAUAUGAUGACCAGUCGAAGAAGAAGAAGAAAAAAUCGAGGACAACGAGGAAAUGUUACAAAGUAUUACGGCAAACUUACACACACACACGUUGGGGGAAAAAACGAGCAGAAACAAGUGGAAUCUAGCCGGAAAAUUAUAAUUGGAAAGGCGAAAGCUCUCGAGCGUUGCCAGCAGUUGUAACUGCAGUGACGAACUCUCUGUAACUCCGGAAAAACUCGGGUGAAAAUGGUGGCCCUUUUCCUUCCUGCUUUUUUUUUUUUUUUUUUUGCUGGGUCAGAACACUUGACUUAACCCGCGUCAAAGUUUCAAAAUGAUGGCAGCUCACUGCAGUAGCAAAGUGGUGAUGGUCAGUUCCGAGGGGGUGUUGGAAAAAGUGGUAAAGUUUUUCGAAAGAAACAUGCUGUUGGGGUAAUUAUGAGGGGGAGUUUUUUUUCGGAUUUUAUCUCGGGGAAUGGUUGGACAUUCAGGAAGUUGAAAAAUGGUUCCAAGUUGUCGUUCUUGGAAGGGUUUGGGAACAUUUUUGUUGAUGGUUUUUUGAUACAAAAAAUGUAUUUUUAAUUGCAGCCACGAGGGCGACAAGAAAAAAUUAUUUCUUGCCAAGAUUAAACGAUUAAAAGUGCUUAAAAUCUGAAGAAACAAAAGUUUGUUGAUUGCAAUUUUGAAGUUUUCGUAAUCUCUCGUAUCUCUGGGGCAAAAAGGCAAAACGAUUUUUGAUUUUAUUAAACACGUAAUGUUUGAUGAAAUCUGCAGAUCCCGAAUAUUGGUUUACAUUUCGAAUUCUCAAAAAAAAUGACGAAUGAAGCUAAAAAAAAAGUUGCCAAUGAAUCGCAAAAUGGUAUUGCGAUCAAAAUGCUUGUUCGCUCUUUACUCGUGUUGGUUCGUAUUGAAAAAUAAUCCCAUUUUUUAUAAUAAUUCCUUCAGGGGAUUAGAUUUAUUUUUAAAGUAGUCACAACAAAAUAAUAAAGUUUAAUAAGACACUUCGGCAAAAUUCUAUUAACAUUUAAACUUUUUUUUAGUGGGUUAACUUGAUCCGUUUCCUCCAAUCCAUGAUCUGUUUUUUAAUAUACUCCCAGAACUGGGCAAUGGCAUACGAUAGGAUAAAGAGCACGAUUCGGUAGUAAAAUGGUACUGUGUGCGGACGGAGAGGAUAAAUCCCGAAAUUACCGAGAUUACUUUACUCAUUGGCUCAUUUUCCAAAAAAGUUCAUGUAUCAAAAAAAAAGUACCAGUACCGAGACUCGAACCCAAGACCUUCGGCAUAUUGAACCGUGCCUUUGCCGUAUGGGCCACCAUGGUUCGGUGACUAAGUGGCGGUCAUUUAUCCAUAUAAGCCACUCAAAAGGAUGAACUGUUUCAAUGAACGAAUGAACACGCGAGAGGUCUUUACUCUCGCGAAAUAGUACUUUCCUCACGUUUCUAUUCGGGAAGACUAUCCCCUCGUUAUUUAACUUUGAGUGUAUCUUGGUAGAAAUUUAAGGUUAAAUAUUAUCUUUCCAUCUCUGAACAGUUAAAACUCUUUACCAUUUCUCAUUUGAGGAUUUUUCUGUUUUUCGCAAAACUUAUCGAAUUAUUCAUUACACUUUACCUUGUUAUUUUUAUAAUAAGGUGAAGUACACCCAAAGUUAAAGACCGAGGGGAUAGUCCUCACGAAAAGAAACGUGAGGAAAGUGCUAUUUUGCGAGAGUAAAGUCCUCUCGCGUGUUCAUUCGUUCAUUGGAACAGUUCAUCCUAUUGAGUGGCUUAUAUGGACAAAUGACCGCCACUUAGUCACCGAACCAUGGUGGCCCAUACGGCAAAGGCACGGUUCAAUAAGCCAAAGUCCUUGGGUUCGAGUCUGGGUACCGGUAAUUUUUUUUUGAUAGAUGAACAUUUUUGAAGAUGAACCCAUGAGUAAAGUCCUCUCGGUAAUUUCGCGAAUUAUCCUCUCCGUCCGCACACAGUCGUUAUCCUCUCGUAUGCCGAUGCCCAGUUCUGGGUGUAACAUUCCAUAGGUCACCUUCCUAAGGUGUCGUGAUAAGGUCCAGUUUGUGACGAUACACUACCUUCCCUAUACUAAGCAAUCGAAUCUAGAAGAGAAACGAUCACCAGUUGUGUUGGUCCGAGCCGGGAUUUGAACCCCGAUCUACCGCUUACUAGGCGGAAGCGUUACCACUAGACUACGUGGCUCGGUCCAAGCCCAGUUUUGGGUGUAUUUUAAACAAUGAAAUGAUGUGAAAUUUAAGUAAAAAAUAAACUUCAACAACUUGAUUAUUUUAAAAAAAUUGUGAUGUUAGGCCAAAUACGAAAAAAAAAUUCGCUUGAAAAUGUGCCCAGGAAAUAUAACAAAGUUUUAAAAUCUGAUAGGAACAGAUCAUAAAUCAGAUAAAAUUGUAAUAUUUUAAAAGUUGUUGGUCUUUUUUUAAGACAUUUUUCAAAGAAUCCUUUGUUUUUCGUAAACACGAGUAUGAAUAAUCAAUGUUUAUGAUGUUUGAGUUAUGUUUUCUAACCAAGGUUAGAUUAGAUCAGAGCAAUUCUCUACAAAAUGAGCUUUUUUUUAAUCUCGCUGAAACUUUUUGAGUCCCUUUCGUUUGCCCAAAGAAGCCAUUUUGCAUCUUCAGUUUGUCAAAAUUAUUUUCCAUACAAAUUUGGCUUACAAAAAUGGUAUUUGAAAAUUAAAAAAAAUAUAUUUUGGAUCGAUUUUGUGUUUUCGUUUUUUGUAUUAAAAAUGAUUUAAAAAAAAACUUUUAAUAUAUUUUGAGUUGACAAAAAUGCAUUUAAAAAAAGCCUAUUUUUGUUCAGUUAUUUUCAUGCAGGAAUAACAACCGGAAAAUUAGAUUUUCUCAGAGUUGCCCAAUAAACCCUCUUUUUUUUAUCUCAGAUAUUUUGGGAACUAAUGGUCCGACUUUUAGUGUUGAAAAGAUGCCAUUUUUGUGAAAUUUUCUUCUCUUUUCAUUAAAAAUAUUUUUAAAAAAUGUUGUAAUCAAGAUUUUAUUCAAAACACUCGUUUUGGACAUUUUUAAAAAUUGAGCCAGAUUUGAAAAUUUUAAAUAACAAAAAUCUAGAAUUUUAAGUUUUUAGCAUUGAAAAUCGGACAAAUAGGCCCAUAGACAUCGGUGAUCUAAACAAGAAGGCAAGUUUGACAACUAUGAGGAAAUCUAAUUUUUUCUGUUUAUUUUUGUAAUCUUUGCAUGGCCGUAUCUCAGCAAACAAAGGCCGUACCAAGAAUGUUGUAAAAAAAUGUAAGAAAUUUCCUAAGCUUAUCCAAAAUAUUAUUGUUUUAAAUGGUUUAACAUGGCCCAUCAAAAAGAAUUAAAAACACCGUUUUUUCAAAAAAAGUUACCUAAACAUGAUAAUAACUUGUUUACGGUGCGUGCACUUUACAAAGAUUUUUGUUUAGUACUUUUUGAUUAAAAAAUUGAUUUCACUUCAAAAAUUACGUAAAAAUUAAAUUGACCCAAAAAAAAGUAUAAAAAAGUUUAUUUUGGAAAUUAUUUAUUACAGUAGUUCCAUCCAUACCGACAACUUUGCCGAAGACACCAAAUCGAUCGAAAAAUUCUUCAAAAGAUACUAAUUUAUGAUUUUUUACAUACUGAGAACACCCAAAAAGGCAGAUUAAAAAGUACUAAAAAACGAAAAUCCUAAAACUUGAUUUAAAGAUAAGAUUAAAAUUUACU